AUGGGACAGCGACGAACUAUCAAGGUGAAGAAAAGCAAAAAGUCAGAAAUCUUGGUGCCCCCCAAGCCUUUACCAGUGACGCUCUUGUCUGGCUUUCUGGGUUCGGGCAAGACAACACUCCUACAGCACAUUUUACGAAGCGACCAUGGACUUCGUAUAGCUGUUGUUGUGAAUGAUAUUGGAGCUAUCAAUGUCGAUGCAUCUCUUAUAAAAAAGACACAUCAACUUACAAAGACCAAUGAAAAGGUCAUUGCGUUGCAGAAUGGAUGCAUCUGCUGUACUUUGAGAGGAGAUUUGCUAGAGGAACUUGUGCGCAUUUCUCAGCUUCAGCAGUUUGACUACAUCAUCAUCGAAAGCAGUGGUAUCAGCGAGCCGGAGCAGGUAGCUGAGACUUUUGAUUCUCGUCUUGCAGAGCAGAUGAGCCUCUUGACUGAAGGCGAAGGCGCUGCUGCUCUUGAUGAAGACAUGAUUAAGGUUUUGAACAAACUGAAGAAAGCUGGAGGGCUGGAAAAAUUUGCCCGAUUGGAUACGACCGUGACGGUCAUUGAUGCUUUUACGAUGCUAAACGACUUUGAUACGGCGGAUAUACUGUCUAGUCGAAGGGAUGAUGUUACUCCUGAAGACGAAAGAACUGUGUCGGACCUUAUGGUUGAUCAGAUUGAGUUUGCUGAUGUGAUUAUCUUGAAUAAGAUCGAUAUGAUCAACGACGAGACAAAAGCUCAAGUGCUUAACAUUGUUAAGCAGCUGAACCACCGUGCCAAGAUUCUCGAGUCUAAAUAUAGCAAAGUGGACGUCAAAGAGCUGGUCAACACAGGCCUCUUUAAUCUUCAAAUUGCGCAAACUGGCUAUGGAUGGCUGCAGGAUUUGCAUGCAAUGACUGUGCGCGAGGUGAAUGGCCGCAAUGUGGUGACUCCUAAGCCGGAGACGGAGGAGUAUAAUGUACAGAGUUUCAUCUAUUCACGUUAUCGACCUUUUCAUCCAAGACGGCUUUAUGCGCUGUUGUAUGAUAAGUUCAUCUUGCAGAUGGAGCAUCCUGAGGAUGACGACGAUGAAGAUGAAGAGGAGGAAGAGGAAGAGGAAGAUGAAGACGAAAGACAAUCCGACACCGAGGAUGCUGAAAUGGUUGACUAUGUCAAUGAUAUGGACGUCGAUCCCUUGAUGAUGCCCUCAAACGAAAUAAUUCUCGCUAAUAAACGAGCCCACCCAACCCUUGCACGGCUCUUCCGCUCUAAAGGAGAAUUCUUCCUGGCCACACGGCCUCAUCGCGCUGGCGAAUGGUCCCAAGCCGGCGCCAUGCUCACUCUCACGGGCGGACGGUCGUGGUUCUGCACUUUGCCAGAAGAGGAUUAUACAACAGGAAGCCCCGAUGUAGAUGCUCUAGUGAAGCAUGACAUUGCCAAGGGCGGGGAGUGGGGAGACAGGAGACAGGAGCUUGUCUUUAUCGGAGAGGGACUAGACCAUGACGGGUUGGAGGAGAUGCUUGAUGCAUGUCUACUUACGGAUGGGGAGUAUGAGGCGUGGAAGGGAGUAAUGAGGAAAGAUGGAAUAGAAGAGGAGGAGAGGAGAGAGAUGCUGGAGGGGCUGUUUGAAGAUGGAUUUCCGGACUGGAGUGGAGAUGGUGAAGAGGACGAGCACGAGGGACAUGACCAUUAGAAUGAUGGCGAUUACUUGUGCAUGUUAUGAUAGAUUCCUCAUAUCUGGAAUCAUUAGUAAAAAGUUAAAAAAGAGGUACUGCAUCAAAGUAGCUGAGUAGACAAUGAUGAUGAUUAAUCUU
Molecule: messenger RNA, 1774 nt
Organism: Trichoderma virens Gv29-8
Lineage: Eukaryota; Fungi; Ascomycota; Sordariomycetes; Hypocreales; Hypocreaceae
Exons: 7
Coding region: 1-1653 (550 amino acids)
Source: RefSeq, a predicted model, not a curated record